Messenger RNA from Mercenaria mercenaria, 7325 nucleotides. RefSeq names its product receptor-type tyrosine-protein phosphatase mu-like. Lineage: Eukaryota; Metazoa; Mollusca; Bivalvia; Venerida; Veneridae. The transcript has 30 exons. Gene Ontology annotation, biological process: protein dephosphorylation. The record is from RefSeq and is a predicted model, not a curated record. Gene Ontology annotation, molecular function: protein tyrosine phosphatase activity. Bases 1416 to 5441 code for a protein of 1341 amino acids.
UUUAAAACAUGGAGAACGAAAUUAGUCAACUACUAUAUAUAUACUAUCAUAUCAAAUUAAACACAUACAUUUACUUUAUAUAACAUCCUUAACCUUUAGCCAGCUAGCAGCAAGUGCUUCUGCUUUUGCGACCCUUGCAGACCAAGAUCAGUCUUCACAUCCAUGCAGACUGAUCUUGGUCUGCACUGUUUGCUAUUCAGUCAGUAUUUUUUUUGUGAAUACCCCUUCGAAUAAUAUUUUGUUCUGCCUAAACUCAAUGAUAAACCAGUCCAUUUCAGAACUUUUACAGGGAAAUGGUUUGUUAGAAACCUACCUACCAAAACGACAUCAGGUGCCGAUCAUUUAAUAUUUGCGGAGGGUGGAGACUUUUUAAGAAAAUCCUUUCUUUGGUUUUGCUUGUUAAUAUUCUGGUUUCAAUAUAUUAAAAAAAUCUGAUUCCAAAAUCACUGGAAAAGAUCAGGCUCAAAGUAAUAUUUCCAUUACUCUGAAAGCUGUAUUCUUAAGGUAUAGGUCCAUGUUUCGGAGAAAAAAAGUUCGAACAUCAUCAAAUCAUAGAAAGAAAGCAUUGUUUUACAUGAAAAUUCAACAGCGUAUAAAACAUUUAUAUUAUUUUACAAAACCAUUGUCAAUUUACGCAUAUAUUUAUUGAAUUCCGGAAAGGGACUGCUUGAAGGGGCCACACUUCUGGACAGUUCAGCGCCUUUAAAAACACACCAUUUUUAAAAAGCUGUUGCAUGUCUUCGUUUUGAUGCAUUUGCAACAUCGUGCGAGAGUUUAAACUUUACAUAAGUACGUAAUACAUCGUUUUUGACAAUUGUUUACAUUUAUUUCUUUACAAAUGGCAUUCUUAUUUACAGGGGGGACAACACAUUUUGAAUAAUUUUAGUAUCCAACUCUGUGGGACAGAACAGUAAAACAUGUAUUGGACAGAUAAGUUGUGUGUCAAGAUGCUGUUCAUUUACUAAAAAAUCUGUUGUUUUGUGAUAUACUGCUAAACCUUAAUUUUGGUUCGAAACUGCUUUUAGGUUUAAUGUUUUAGAAAAAAAACUUCUGGCAUUUAAGUUCUGAUUUCCAUAAAAGGCAAAAAGUAAACUCCCAGCCCCCCCCCCCCCCCCCCCCCCCCCCCCCCCCUCGUCCCUCCGACACACACAUACACGCAUACACACAGAGAGAAACUCAAAAGGUCGACCCCUUAGUGGAAGAUUUCUUUUUCUUCCUAAGAUGUUUUUACCGUCAAAGAGGUAUGUUUUCAUGCUACAACUUCAAACGUCUUUUGAAAUUUAGUUUACGUAUGAACUUCCUUCAUAUCUGGAUCAGCCAACCGAAAACAUAACUUUUUACUUCCUGUUUCGCUAUGUAAAUUAUUUUGAUAUUAUCGAGUUGACUCGUGGAUUGUAAAAAAAGAAACAGUUGCGAUGUUAGGACAGUUAUUUUGUGUUUUAAUUAUUUUCUUAAUUGGUUAUAUUCAUGAGACAGGUUCCUCAUGUGCUACAAAGUCUGAAGGAGUACACACGUUCGGUCUAAAGUGUGAAUACAUGUGCCAUUGUAACAAUAGCGUUGCCUGUAAUAGCAGUACUGGAGACUGUCCGAAUGGUUGUGAUACCAAAUGGUUUGGUCCAGGCUGUCAGUUUAGAAAUGUAGCAGAAAAUGGAGUGGCCAGACAUUUAGAUAACAUUCCAGAGGGGUCUGGGGCACACAGAGCAAAUGACGGGAGUACGGAAUCUUGUAGUUUCACAAACGUACCGACAGGCAACAGAAGUAGAAGCCCUUGGUGGAGGGUGCAACUACCACAUAAUGAAACAAUUCAGAGUAUGGAAUUUGUCACGAAAGACGAAUAUUUGGGUUAUUUCAAAGGAUUUAAAGUUACAGUUGAGAAUGUUCCAGCAAGCAAGGAUACUGAUGUAGCAUACUACCCUCCUGCUUCUCAAGUACAAUUGUGUUACCAGCAUAGUAAUUUUGCUCCCACCAACAGGAAGAUUUAUGUCACCUGCCAUAAACCUCUUGAGGGAAACUUGGUGAGGUUACAUCUUGCAAAGACAAACACGCAACUUGUGCUUUGUGACGUCAAAAUAAACGGCGGUAGAAAUUUGGCGUUUCGGAGAAAUGUCACAUUCAGUUCAGCAUUGAACGAGAUUAAUUAUCCAUCUACAAAUGCAGUGGACGGCGUAUUUAAAGACAUCUGGCCGUUUUGUUUUGCACUUGAUGAUAAUUGGAUACGAACGACUCACUGGUUAACUAUAGAUUUGGGUCACUUGUCGUUUAUUACCCUCUCACGUAUUACCAAGUUCUCAAGGACAGAUGAUCGUAUCAGGAAUUAUCUGUUAUAUGUAUCAAACACAACAACAGAAGCUGAUGCUGUAAAUGUCUAUAACGAUACAGGGAACAAACCACCAAAUUUAAAAGUAACCCUAAAUGUAAUAGGACGUUAUGUUACAAUAAAGCGACUUUCUGCACAUAGAACACUAGUCUGUGAAAUGGAAAUAUAUGGAGACUGCAUGGCGGGAAAAUGUGGUUAUGACUGUUCGGUGGAAUGUCGGUGUAAGACUAUAGAAGACAAAAUAUCAGGAGUAUGUACCUCUGGUUGUGAGGGUAGAUGGACCGGUCCAGGCUCACAGUGUGUUAACGAAUGCGGAACGUUUCAAUGGGGUCAAAAUUGCACAAACCCGUGCGGUAAAUGCAAAAAUUCCCAAUCAUGUGAUGUGAUAAACGGAUAUUGUCCAUUCGGUUGUCAAGACGGAUAUGUUGAUAGUCCACUGUGUGGCACUGAAUGUCCGGAUGGCACAUAUGGUGGAAACUGUUCGCUCGACUGCAGUGGUAAUUGUUUCGACAGAGAUGCAUGCAGAAAAUCUGACGGAUAUUGCGAGAGAGGAUGCAGUCCAGGUUAUACAGGCGACAAAUGCAAUCGAGAAUGCACUUCUGGCUUGUAUGGAAUAAACUGCACGUUACGUUGUAGUGUAAACUGUGAUAAUGUAACCUUAGAUUGUCAUCAUGUGAAUGGAACAUGUUUAAGUGGAUGUGUCGCCGGAUGGAAAGGACAAAUGUGUGACAAAGUAUGUGAUAAAAGUACAUGGGGAGAAAACUGCGAGAAAACAUGUGGAUUUUGUUUGAGUGGAUCAUGUGAUCGUUUCAACGGUCGGUGUGUAGGAGAAUGCCUUCCCGGAUACAAAACAACAAACAUGUGCAUUGAAGAAUGCACAGCAGGGACAUUUGGAGCCGGUUGCUCUGGUAUGUGUAGUACAAAGUGUAAAGUUCCUGGACAAUGUAAUAAUGUAAAUGGACACUGUGAAUCAUGUGUAGCUGGGAAGCAGGGUGCCUACUGUGAUAAAGGAUUGACACAGGAGAGUAAAGUAUUUCCGAUGGGCGGUGUUGUUGGUGGCGUGGUAGCAGUGGUUGUUGUCAUAGCAACUGUGGUCUUGGUGUUUUUAUUCUUGAGGCGGAGAAAGGCGCAAUUACAGAGUAUGUCGACCAGCCAAAUAGGUUUUGACACUAUUCUAAACCAAGAGAAAAUAGAGUAUGGUGGAAGUAUUAAAAGGAACAAUAUUUAUGAGAAUUCAUCAGAAAUAUUGGCGGAAUUGGGCAAGUUAAAAGCUUCUCCAAACUCCUCAGACGUGAAAAACGAAGUUCCUGCACUGCUUGAUGAAGAAACAAGCGACAUUUAUUAUAACGAAGGACUUCUUGCCAAACGGCGAUCAGAGCAUUCCGUCUUUAUAACAGAUCUUAAAGAAUACGUUAGAAAGAGAACCGCGAAUGUGGAAUAUCUUGUUCAAGAAUUCCAGAAAUUACCAAGCAGGUUGCAACACCCAACCUCAUUUGCCAAGAAACCAGGAAACGCUGGGAAAUCUAGGUACAAGGUGAUGUAUGCAUAUGACCAUUCUAGAGUUGUUUUGAAGACCUUGCCAGGACAACCGGACAGUGAUUAUAUUAAUGCUGCAUUUAUAAGGGGUCAUUUCAAGGACAAUGCAUAUAUUGCUGCUCAAGGUCCAAUAGAUUUCACUUUAGAUGACUUUUGGAGAAUGAUAUGGGAAAAGGAUGUUUAUACUAUUGUUAUGGUCACAAGACUUGUUGAAGAGACCAAGAUGAAAUGUGUUCAAUACUGGCCGGAAGCGGAAGACAGCAUUAAAUAUGGAGAAAUUAAUAUUCUGACAGAAUCAGUAGAUAUAUUUGCGGAAUUUACUAUAAGGCAUAUAAAGGUUUCACAUAAGGACAAUCCAGACAAUGUAAGAAAUGUAACCCAGUUUCACUAUACCGCCUGGCCUGAUAAAGAUGUUCCCAGGAGUACGACAAGUUUGUUACACUUCUGGUAUCAAGUUAGGAAACAUGACGGGCAAAAGAAUCAUCCGUGGCUGGUCCACUGCAGCGCUGGCGUUGGACGUACUGGUACCUUCAUAGCACUAGACAUACUUUAUGAUCAAGGCAAGGAUAAGGGUUUUGUUGAUGUGUUUGGAUGUGUGAGAGACCUCAGGGAUCAAAGGGUCAGCAUGGUGCAGACAAAGGAACAAUAUAGAUACUUGCACAAUAUGUUGGUUGAGGUCCUGGUAUUACCAUCAAAACCUGUGCACAUUGAUGAAUUUCCAGCUGUGUAUAGUGAUUUACAAGAAAUAGAUCCGAAGACGGGAAAAACAAAACUCCUGUUACAGUACGAGACAUUACUUGAUGAUAUAGAUGGUAGAAGUGAGUCUGAAGAUACUGACGAAAUGUACACUUCGGCUAAACAAACAGAUAAUAGAAAUAAAAACAGAUACGACAACAUUCUUGCAGCCAAUGAGUAUCGUCCGUAUUUGUUCACGAAGGUCAAAGGGUGUACAAACUACAUUAACGCUGUAUACAUACCGAGCUAUUGCGAUACUCACGGAUACAUUAUAACACAGACACCGUUAGCGAACACCGCCAUCGACUGCUGUCGCUUAGUGUGCGAACAUGAGGUGAAGGUCAUUGUCACAUUUGAGGAGGGUAGUGAUGAAGAAACAGGGGUCUACUUACCAGACAGUGGAUCGAUAAAGCAUGGUCCCUUCACGAUAACAUUGGUGUCCGAACAAGACAAGGGAGUUUAUAUAUCCAAAGUCCAUAAGCUAGAGUUCGAUUCAAAUGAACACAUGUUCACACAGUUUGUUUGUAAACAAUGGCCGCCGGGAAAGAUAACACCACAUGAUCCAUAUAAGAUGUUGUCAUUUCUACAAGAUCUUGAAUGUAUCCAGAGACAGACUGAAAAUAAGCCUGUGGUUGCCCAAUGUCUAAACGGGGCAGAGCGCAGUGGUCUGAUUGUGGUACUGAUGAACAUCAUGGAGCGUGUGAGAUUCGAUGGUGAGGUUUCCAUUCCACAAGUUAUCCGUCAACUGCAUAUCAGGCGACAGCAAAUUAUUCCCAAUUUUGAACAGUUUGAAUUUUGCUAUUGUGUGCUAAAAGCUCAUGCGGACAGCAGUGCAACGUAUGAAAACGUAUAAACGUACAGACAUUGAAGUUCGGAAAACAUUUUAUAUCUAUCUAGUUUUCAGUGAACAUUACACUACCUACUUACAUAUUGUUUCAGAACAAUUGUAUUCUUACAUUGUCCAACAAAGUGCAAGAGGCAAAAAUGUUAGCUUUCUUUGAUGCAAACAUGCAAGACAAUGUUUUUGUUCUUGCUCAUGCUUCGUGUUAUAUUGUUUUGAUAACUGGUUUUCUCUUAAGUAUACAAAGUUUUCUCAACAUUCAUUUUUUUAAAAUUAAUAUUAUUGGAAGGUUGCUUUGAUAGUGAUCAUAAUUACUACCAAAUCUUUUGCUUACUUGUUUAUAUUUAAUGUUUCAUUUGUAUACAGAGUCUCAAACAAAUCAUUUUGUAUGACGAUAACUUGUACCAACUCGCUUGUUAACUAUUGUAUUGUAUUUCUAUAGCACGCACGGUUGCACAAUAAUAUCCGUGGAACGCGGCAUUUGAAUUGAUACCAACUUGCUUGUUUAACUCGUUAAUAUUUUUAGUUUAUUUAACAUACAGAUUCUGAAAGGAAUACUCAUGGAACCUGGCAUUUAAACUAAUGGUAGCACUAUCAAGUUACUUGUUGAUAUUACGAUUCUUCAGCACAUUUGUUCUGAUUGGUCCUAAUAUAAUUUUGCUCUUGUAUAUAGCAUACAUGAUCUCAGUAUAGAAAAUUCACAUUUUUAGCAUAAAUGGUCCCAAAAUAAUACUGAUGGAAAGUAUCUUUUAUACUGAUGGUAAUUCAUUGCUUGUUAAAUGCUUGUUUAUUUUACUUUUUACCAUACAUUGUCUCUAAAUAUAAAUCUCAAGGAACUUUUAUACUGAUGGUAACUCAUAAGACCUGUCUUGUUAACUCUUGUGUAUUUCACCUUUCUCUAGCGUCACUUUUCUCUAGCGUUACAGUACUCAUCGAACGUGAUUUUUGUAGUGAUGAGAGCGUGUAAAAUCUUAUUUGUUUGCUAUGUUAUAUUUUACGUUGUUUUAGCAUACAUGAUUUCGCAAUUAUACUCAUAGAUGUCAAACGCUUGAUUCAAACCGAUGAUAACUAAUAACAACUCGAAAUUUUGCCUUGCUUAAUCGAAAUGUCAACUUACUUACUCAAAGUUUUGACUUACCAACAACCUAGCGUCGACGUUGGGUAUAUUAUUUCUUAAACAACAUUUAAAUCAUGAAAUAUAUAUAAUUAACAACCCAACCACCUCCGAAAAAAGAAACUGUCAUAUCUUUUCAAGGAAGAAAACCUAGCGUCGAAGGGGUAUUGAACCCGUACCGCAGGUAUCUUGCAAUCAUAACUCUAAUUUGAGAAAUUAUUACAGGAAGUCUGUCUAAUUAAAAUAAAGUGAGAAAAUCUUCUAAUCCACAAACACGUCUAUACAACAAACCAUAUCUGUUGUUGAGUAAUGGCAAUAUCGCGCUGAGCCUCUUAACUUAAAGUACGCGAAAUAUUUAGCAUUUCAUUUCAUUUCACUACAUUAUCAAAACCACAGAACUACUUAGUUAAUAUACUGACAAGAUAAAGAAACGUUGGCGUUAUUUUCGUUGCGUAGUUUGAAUAAAUUUGGCAAUGCCACGUAGAUACCGUACCAGAGCUUUUCGCAUACUUUUCAAAAUAUAGUGGUAGUUACAAUUAAAAAUGUAAACAACGAAGUCUGUCUAUGAAUCAUUAGAAUGAAUGAAUUGCAGACGAGGUCCUGGGUUGGAGUCCUGGUCAGAGAUUAAAUGUUUUCAUUCUGCUACAGUAUGUUUUUGCUGUUUUUAGACUGUUCAAGAUGUUCCGUAUUUUUAGCGAACAGUAUCAUGGAUCAUUAUUUAGCAAUCCAGAUCACAGCUGAAUGUUAAAAGAAAUGCACCAAAAUAGAAAAUAUUCAAUAUA